This is a messenger RNA of Anolis carolinensis (green anole), 1179 nucleotides long. RefSeq lists its product as uncharacterized. Gene Ontology annotation, molecular function: DNA binding. The coding region runs from base 1 to 1179 and encodes 392 amino acids. The record is from RefSeq and is a predicted model, not a curated record. Gene Ontology annotation, biological process: DNA recombination; DNA integration. Lineage: Eukaryota; Metazoa; Chordata; Lepidosauria; Squamata; Anolidae. The transcript has 2 exons.
AUGUGUGCGGUUCGUCCCCGCACUCUCCCAACUCUCCCUCAUCUACUAUCUUCACAGAGACGUCCCGUCCCUACACCUGACUGCCUGGAAGAUACUUCCUUAAAUUCUCUCCACCCAGACCUGCAGGCGAUCCUUCGUGCCGCCCAUAAGCCGGCCACGUCAAAGGCCUAUGCUUACAAGCUUGCAAAAUUCCAAACCUUCCUUCGGGACCGACGCGUCGAUCCCUCCUCUGCUUCGAUCCCGCUGGUCCUGGACUUCCUACUUUCUCUUGCGGAUCGUCAACUCUCUCUGGCCUCGAUAAAAUCCUAUCUCGCUGCUCUCUCCUGGCAUUUCCAACGUCAGGGACAACCCUCUCUCUUUUCUAACAACCUCAUUAAGACCUUUCUUCGAGGUUACAACAACCUGCACCCUCAAGUUCAACCUCCGACUCCCGGAUGGAGCCUCGAACUCGUCCUUUCUCAACUAGCUUCAGCUCCCUUUGAACCUAUGGCCUCCGCUGACCUUCACCUUCUCUCUUGGAAGACUGCCUUCCUAAUCGCUAUCACCUCUGCGCGCAGGCCUUCGGAACUGGCUGCUCUUCGGGUGGACGAACCCUACCUCCGUUUCCACCACGACAGGGCUGUUCUUCGCCCGGACAUCACCUUCCUACCUAAGGUGGUCUCUGCUUUUCACCUUAACCAGAACAUAAUACUCCCUGCUUUCUUUCCUAAUCCUUCUUCUUCUUUGGAGCGGAGACUUCAUCUCCUGGAUGUCAGGAGAGCCCUCCUUUUCUACAAGGACAGGACUAAGGACAUACGUAAGUCACCUAGACUGUUUGUGGCUUAUGCUACCCAUAAGCUGGGUGAACCACUUUCUUCUCAAAGACUCUCACACUGGAUUGCUCAGACUAUCGAACUCGCUUACCAGCUGGCUAAACGCCAACCCCCCUCUUCGAUCCGCCCUAGAUCAACGAGGGGCCUUUCCACUUCUACUGCCUUCCUGAGGGGUGUCCCUUUGUUUCACACUACAGGAUGGACUCAAAGAACCUCAGGGACUCGGCCUUUGCCAGGUCUAUCCUUUCCUCCUGCCUUUCCUAACGUUACUUGCCUUACUCAAAACCAGUUUUUUUGCUGUCCUUUCUUACAAGUUCACCGCUGUCAUUCAGCCUUUAUUUACACGAUAUGUUCAUGGGUUCAUUAA